AAUCCAUAUUAUUAACUACAGAGUUCUAAGCCUACACGGGCAGAGAGAAGAAAACGCUCUCUUUCUCUCUCUUCUCUCUGGCUCUGCUUCUCUUUCCUCAGUGAUUCUAAAACUGUUCAGAAGCCGGGGGUUUAAUUUCCAUGGGAUUCUGAGUUAUUCGAUCGAGCAUAAAGAUUCGUCUAUCAGAGAUAUCUAUUGUCAGUAUACUCUAAAUGAUGGAUUCCCAUGAUGAGGCUGGAUGCCAAGCUCCUCCAGAAGGUCCUUUCCUGUGCAUCAACAAUUGUGGCUUCUUCGGCAGUGCAGCCACUAAGAACAUGUGCUCCAAGUGUCACAAGGACAUGAUGCUGAAACAAGAUCAUGCUAAGCUUGCUGCUUCAUCUAUUGAAAAUCUUGUCAAUGGAUCAUCUAGUAGCAACAAGGAAAUGCCUGAAAGUGUUGCCAAUGGUGCCAUUUCUCUGGAACCAAAGACUAGUCAAUCACAUGCACUGCCUGCAAUGGGAUCUGUGGAGGGCGAGGAAGAAAAACCCAAGGAGGGACCAAAACGUUGCAACAGUUGCAAGAAGCGUGUUGGGUUAACAGGCUUCAAUUGUCGAUGCGGUAAUGUAUUUUGUGUAGUUCAUCGCUACUCUGACAAACAUGACUGCCCCUUCGAUUACCACAUGGCUGCACAAAAUGCCAUAUCCAAAGCCAACCCUGUUGUCAAGGCUCAGAAGCUCGAUAAGAUCUAGAUUUCUUAGGACGAGUUCAUGUCCUAAAUUGAUGUUAUCCAGCUGUGAGGUGGUUUCUGAUUUGCUUCAAAUCUAUGUAUCGUUGCUUUAUGUUCAUAUAUAUGCUGAAGAGAUUGCAGUUCCAAUAUAUCUGAAUUCUGAAAAAUCUAUUUGCUUGUGAUUCGUUGUUUGUGCUUUUUUCAAUGGACAUCAUCGUUACCGGUU
Messenger RNA from Cucurbita maxima (winter squash), 932 nucleotides. RefSeq names its product zinc finger A20 and AN1 domain-containing stress-associated protein 8-like. Gene Ontology annotation, molecular function: zinc ion binding; DNA binding. The record is from RefSeq and is a predicted model, not a curated record. The transcript has 3 exons. Lineage: Eukaryota; Viridiplantae; Streptophyta; Magnoliopsida; Cucurbitales; Cucurbitaceae. Bases 213 to 728 code for a protein of 171 amino acids.